AUGACUCGAUUAGGGUGUUGGCUCGGAGUAGCCUUGUUGGUGGCGAUUGUCGGGCUCGCACAGGCCGGCUCCAAUUGCUCGGCAGCGGACUCGACGAGAAAUUGCAUCGAUGGACUCGUCGUGCCAAUUUGGAGACCUUUUCUCGACCUAUCUAGCGGCGAUCGAAUUCUUCGUGGAGUUAUCUACUUCUUCGUUAUCGCUUAUAUGUUCUUAGGUAUUUCAAUUGUCGCUGACAGAUUCAUGAGCUCAAUCGAGGUCAUCACAUCGCAAGAACGAACGAUCGUAGUUAAACGACCUGGACUUGAUCCAAUGGAGGUCCAAGUGAGAAUCUGGAAUGAUACUGUUUCUAAUCUCACCCUUAUGGCCCUCGGAUCGUCUGCUCCCGAAAUCCUCCUCUCCAUUAUUGAGAUUAUUGCCCGUGGAUUUGAAGCCGGAGAUCUCGGACCGAACACGAUUGUCGGAUCAGCCGCCUUCAAUCUUUUCAUGAUUAUUGCCAUUUGUGUUGUCGUUAUCCCGAAAGGUGAAAUCCGCCGUCAAAAACAUCUUGACGUCUUCUGCGUUACUGCCACUUGGUCGAUUUUCGCCUACGUCUGGCUCUAUUUGAUUCUCGCGUUCUUCUCCCCGGGAGUCAUUGAGAUCUGGGAAGGACUUCUGACAUUCGCCUUCUUCCCAUUGACCGUCUUGACCGCCUACAUCGCCGAUAUCAAAAUCAUCCAAAACCGAUUCUUGCCGCAUCGCUAUCGUCGCGGUUCGCACGGUCAAAUGAUUGCUACGGAAGCUGAGGAGAUGAAGAUGCUCGAAAACGGACUUCCACAGGGAGGCGUCGAUCCUGCUUUGAAAGCAUUCGAAGAGCACAGACAAGAGUUCAUCGAAUUGAUGCGCGAAAUCCGCAAACAGAAUCCGCAUAUCACUCCAUCUGAAUUGCAGAAGCAAGCUGAAUAUGAAAUGAUCAGCAGAGGACCAAAAUCGCGGGCUUUCUAUCGGGUUCAAGCAACAAGAAGACUUAUCGGUGGAGGCGACAUCGUCAAGAAGCGAAUUGACAAAGAGCACAACAAAGCGCUCGAUGCAUUGGUACAGGCACAAGAGAAGCAGCAUCGCGAGAACACCUGCAAAAUCUUCUUCGAUCCCGCCCAUUACACCGUUCUUGAAAACGUUGGAAGCUUCGAUGUGGUUGUUGGAAGAGAUGGAGGUCCAGAGGGUCUCACCGUCAUGGUUGAUUACUACACCGAAGACGGAACUGCCAACGCUGUUAGCGACUAUAUUCCAGUCAAGGGCACCUUGACCUUCUAUCCCGAAGACAAGCAUCAGAAAAUCAACAUCGAAGUUGUUGAUGACGACGUUUUCGAGGAGGAUGAGCACUUCUACCUUCACCUUAGAAACUUGCGCGUUCGCACCAAAGACGGACUCAUUUUGGAUCCAUCUAGAAUUGGAGGACUUCCAGUCGCUCAACUCGAGAUGCCAGCCACCGCCACCAUUAUGAUUCUCGAUGACGAUCACGCGGGAGUCUUCGGAUUCGAGCACGAUCAUUUCCAGAUUGUUGAGAACUGCGGACAUCUUUCUCUCAAAAUGCAGAGACACUCCGGCGCUCGCGGAAUGGUCAUCAUUCCAUUCAGGACCAUUGAUGGAACCGCCACCGCCGACAAGCACUAUGAAGCGAAGGAGGGAGAAAUUGUUUUCGAAGAUAACCAGACCGAAGCUUACAUUGAUAUCGGAAUAGUCGACACAGAACAAUACGAACGAUCGGAUUCAUUCUUCAUUGAGCUCUCACCACCAAUCUGGGCGAAGAAAAUGAACGACUUGUCGAAAGUGCAAGAAAGAUUCCAACGACGAAUGGAACGAAAACGCGGAUCCUCUGUGGUAUCGGAAUCGAAGGAUUCGAAUACUGAUCAGGGCAAAGCAUCGCGUGCGGGAAGUGUUGAUCUAUUGCAACCUUCGAACGAUCCGCGAAGGUCGGUGUCGAGCUCACCGCACCUCGCGAAUCGUUUCCGCAAUCGGCUUGGAUCGUGGAUAUCGGGAAUGAGGACUGGAGACGAAGAUACCGAUCCAGGAUUGACGCCAUCGCAACUUGAAAUCGCUGAGAUGGGUAAACCAAGACUUGGAGACAUCACAAAAUGCCAGAUCACAAUUAGAGAAAGCAAAGAAUUCCAAGGAAUUGUUGACAGAAUGAUCAAGAACGCCAACACCCGCAUCAUGUUGGGAACGUCUUCAUGGAGAGAGCAGUUUACUGAGGCUUUGGUUGUCUCUGCUGGUGAUGACGACGAUGAUGAUGAGGAUGGUGAUGAGGAUAAGGAGCCGCAGGAGCCUAGCUGCAUGGACUAUUUCAUGCACAUUCUCACGGUUCCAUGGAAAUUGACAUUCGCCACAAUUCCGCCAACCGAUUAUCUCGGUGGAUGGGCUUCGUUCGUCGUUGCCAUCGUGAUGAUCGGUAUUCUGACCGCCCUUGUCGGAGACAUGGCCUCCCAAUUCGGAUGCUGGGUCGGACUGAAAGACGCCGUCACUGCGAUUUCAUUCGUCGCUCUCGGAACAUCAGUGCCUGACACAUUUGCCUCGAAGGUGUCUGCUGUUCAGGACAAGUACGCGGACAACGCCGUCGGAAAUGUGACAGGAUCGAACGCUGUCAAUGUCUUCCUCGGCAUCGGAAUCGCCUGGUCAAUGGCUGCCAUUUAUCACUGGACCAACGGAAACCAAUUCUACGUGAAUCCAGGAACUCUCGGAUUCUCAGUACUUAUCUUCUGUAUUGGAGCCUUUGCAUGCAUCACUGUUCUCGUAUUGCGAAGAAGCAAGAAAAUUGGUGGAGAAUUGGGAGGACCAAUGCUAUUAAGGUGGUUGACAUCAGGUUUCUUCUGCACACUUUGGUUUGUGUACUUGCUCCUCUCGGCGCUCGAAGCUUAUUGCAUCAUCCCAGGAUUUUAA
This is a messenger RNA of Caenorhabditis bovis, 2913 nucleotides long. The record is from the annotation of a GenBank genome assembly. Lineage: Eukaryota; Metazoa; Nematoda; Chromadorea; Rhabditida; Rhabditidae.